AUGACGAGUGCAAACUACACCCGAACCGAAGGGCAGGCUGAAACAUUCCAAAAGAUGCGAUGCUCGAUGGAUGCCACAAGCGCAGUACAAGGGCAACUAUUCUAUCUAAUAACGAUAAAUACAAUUGUAUCCGUCGUUGCCUUUCUUGGAAAUGCUCUCAUCCUGUUCGCCCUCCGCAAGGAUUGUUCCCUUCAUCCGCCGUCUAAACUGUUGCUCCGUUGUCUAACGACGACGGAUCUUUUAGUUGGUCUCAUUGCAGAACCAAGCAACAUUGCCUAUCUGAUAUCUCUCCUCCUGGGUGAAUGGCACCUUUGUCAAUUCUCUUCAGCAAUAUCUUUCAUCGUGGGUUAUAUGUUGGGAACAGUUUCCCUGUUGACAGUCACUGCAGUAAGUGUGGACAGACUUCUAGCCCUGUUGUUAGGCCUGAGAUACAGACAAGUGGUAACCCUGAAGCGAACCUUUUCUCUUAUACUUAUCUUUUGGAUCGUGUGUAGCGUCGCGGCAAUAUCGUACCUAGUGAGUUUCCUGAUAACUUUUUGGUAUGGCCUGAUUAUCGUGUCCUGCAGUCUGACAACCACGGUCUUCUCGUGUAUAAUGAUUUUCUGCACAAUUCGCCGCCACCAAUUCGAAGUGCAAGAUCGUCCAUGUCAACAGCAACGGAGACAGCAAAUUGCAAUGGAUAUACCGCGAUACCGUAAGGCAGUGUCCAGUGUGCUGUGGGUUCAGGUGGCAUUAAUUGUUUGCUAUCUUCCCUUUGGUAUAGUUACAUCUUUGUUCAAUAAUCAUUUGUCAUCAUUUAAUGUUCUAAUCUGGGACUUAUCAGUGAUUUUGGUCUAUUUAAAUUCGGCGUUGAACCCGUUUCUUUACUGCUGGAAAAUUUCUGAAAUAAAACAGGCGGUGAAAAUGACAGUCAGAGAUGCGCUUUGCUGUUAA
Pocillopora verrucosa is the source of this 933-nucleotide messenger RNA. Its product is annotated as adenosine receptor A3-like. Lineage: Eukaryota; Metazoa; Cnidaria; Anthozoa; Scleractinia; Pocilloporidae. Gene Ontology annotation, molecular function: G protein-coupled receptor activity. Gene Ontology annotation, cellular component: plasma membrane. Gene Ontology annotation, biological process: G protein-coupled receptor signaling pathway. The record is from RefSeq and is a predicted model, not a curated record.